Pieris rapae (cabbage white) is the source of this 979-nucleotide messenger RNA. Its product is annotated as AN1-type zinc finger protein 2A. Gene Ontology annotation, biological process: proteasome-mediated ubiquitin-dependent protein catabolic process; protein targeting to ER. The transcript is spliced from 6 exons. Gene Ontology annotation, molecular function: zinc ion binding. Bases 216 to 875 code for a protein of 219 amino acids. NCBI's taxonomy places the organism in Eukaryota, Metazoa, Arthropoda, Insecta, Lepidoptera, Pieridae. The record is from RefSeq and is a predicted model, not a curated record. Gene Ontology annotation, cellular component: cytoplasm; endoplasmic reticulum.
AGUAUCCAGUUGGCACAAAUUAAAGCCAUUAAAAAAAAAAGCAGAUGAUUCAGUAAAAAAAUGUUAUUUCAUGUUGUGAAUGACGAAACCGAUGAGUAGUAACUGAUUUAAAAGAAAAAUCUUGAAGUAUUUCGUCAGUUUUAAACUUUGGUGUAAUUUGAAGUGUUCAGUGUUCUUUAUCUAAAAGUGUAAGCUAAUAACCGUAUUUAACAACAAUGGAAUUUCCUCAUAUCGGAAAGAACUGCUGCUAUAAAUCCUGUAACAAACUCGAUUUCCUACCUAUGAAAUGUGAUGCUUGUAAAGAAGUGUACUGUGCUGAGCACUUUGCAUACUUAAAACAUGAAUGCCCUGCACCAAAUAGUCGUGAUGUGCAAGUACCACAAUGCCCGCUUUGUGGAGCUCUAGUACCUGGAAAAAGAGGAGAGCCACCAGAUGUUGCAGUGGGGGCUCAUAUUGACAAUCUGUGUACAUCAGACCCAGCAAGAGAAAGACGAAAUAAGGUAUUUACAAACAGAUGUUCAUACAAAGGAUGCAAAACGAAAGAGAUGGUGCCUCUAGUGUGUGUGGAAUGUUCGCUUAAUUAUUGUUUAAGACAUAGACAUACUGCUGAUCAUGCAUGUGAAGGAAAACUAGCUGCAAAACGAAGAAGAGCUGCCGAGGCAGCUUUGGCACGCAUGAAAGCAAAUGACCACAAAAUAGCAAAUGUUCGACAAAUACCCUCGGGAGUCACCACAUCUAAUAUACAGGGGAAUAUGACUGAAGAUGAAGCUCUCGCGCAUGCAUUGGCUUUAUCAUUGCAAGAUGAUCAACAAAACAUGGGAAAUAUUCGGACCCGAGUGGGCGGUGAGCCUAACUCUAGAUGUACUGUUUCGUAAAUAAUUAUAACCAAAUACCUUAUUGAUUUUUAUGUCGCAUUUUAAAUAACAUUGAUGUGUAUUCGCUCAAUUUAUUAAAUCUAUUUGAUAUUAAGUUUCAUGUU